CAUUGGCCGGUCCCUGCGCCUCGGCCCGCGGGGUCGCCUGAGAGGCCGCCGAGUCCGGGAGCCCGCCAUCGCAGUUUCCCGCCUCCUAACUCUGUCUGUCUUGGCCGGUCCUGACGCUUCCGCCCCAUUAACCUGAACGCCCGGGCCGCCUCCUGAGGCCCACUUUGCGGGGCAGCCCCGCGAGCCUGCAGCGCUGGGGCUCGGCGGACAGGGUGUGACCUUGGGCAAAUCUUGCUUGCUGGCCUCAGUUUCCCUAUCUGUACCAGGGAGUUGGGGGCGGGAAGUGAAUUUAAUGAGCAGAAUAUCCGCCUCCCAGCUCUCACAUCCUGAGGCUUUGUGACAAUGCUGGGCAGGACCGGGGCAUGAGAGGGUCCUUAACCGUCCCCACAUACACUGUUCCUCGCAGGUCUUAGCCAUGAACUCCCCUGGAGGAAGGAGGCAGGAAACCACAGGACCCAGGGGUAGAAGGGCUCACAGACCCCGGGAACAGGUGCGCCCACCCCACCCUCACCCCCACUUUCUUGGUGGGAGGGUAGAGGAGGACGACUUGAUGCCCUGGCUCCCUGGAAUAUGCUGGUGGGGUGGGAGUGGCCCCGGGGCCACCUCUGGGCUCUUACAGGACCGAGAUGUGCAGCUGUCCAAGGCUCUGUCCUAUGCCCUGCGGCACGGGGCCCUGAAGCUGGGGCUUCCCAUGAGGGCUGAUGGCUUCGUGCCCCUCGGUGCCCUCCUGCAGCUGCCCCAGUUCCACAGCUUCUCGGCUGAAGACGUGCAGCGCGUGGUGGACACCAACGGGAAGCAGCGGUUUGCCCUGCAGCCAGGGGAGCCGGGCACUGGCCUUCUCAUCCGGGCCAAUCAGGGUCACUCCCUGCAGGUACCUGAGUUGGAGCUGAUGCCCCUGGAGACCCCAGAGGCCUUUCCCCUGAGGCUUGUCCAUGGCACAUUCUGGCAGCACUGGCCAUCCAUCCUGCUCAAGGGCCUGUCCUGCCGGGGAAGGACCCAUAUCCACCUGGCCCCGGGACUGCCUGGAGACCCUGGUGUCAUCAGUGGCAUGCGGCCAAAUUGCGAAGUGGCUGUGUUCAUUGACGGGCCCCGGGCCCUGGCAGAUGGAAUCCCCUUCUUCCGCUCUGCCAAUGGAGUGAUCCUGACUCCAGGGAAUGCUGAUGGCUUCCUGCUUCCCAAGUACUUCAAGGAGGCUCUGCAGCUACGCCCUACCCGAAAGUCCCUCUCCUUGGCUGGUAAUGAAGAGGAGACGGAGUGUCAGAGUGACCCCAAGCACAGCCCCAGAGGAAGGAUGAUCCAACAAUAAAAUAUUUAUUUA
Molecule: messenger RNA, 1318 nt
Organism: Callorhinus ursinus (northern fur seal)
Lineage: Eukaryota; Metazoa; Chordata; Mammalia; Carnivora; Otariidae
Gene: TRPT1
Product: tRNA phosphotransferase 1
Biological process (GO): tRNA splicing, via endonucleolytic cleavage and ligation
Molecular function (GO): tRNA 2'-phosphotransferase activity
Source: RefSeq, a predicted model, not a curated record